AUGCAUUUCCCUGCAGGCAACUGGUAUAAAAUCUUCCCCCAGCCUGAGCUCCCAGGAGCCGACUGCUUCCUAUGGCUGCCACUCUGGGUACACUGGCUUGAAUGUGUCCACUACCAACAACCACUUGACCCUGAUGACAACAUCUUCCCUGCGAUGGGGGCUAAUGGUGUUGUACAGCCCUGUGAGCCAAUCUCACAUGAUGCUGUGCAACAGUGGAUCAAUGAAGCAACAACUGGCAUGGGAAUUCAAGGCUCCUUCUCGACCCAUUGCUUUUGA
Pisolithus orientalis is the source of this 276-nucleotide messenger RNA. RefSeq lists its product as uncharacterized. NCBI's taxonomy places the organism in Eukaryota, Fungi, Basidiomycota, Agaricomycetes, Boletales, Pisolithaceae. The coding region runs from base 1 to 276 and encodes 91 amino acids. The record is from RefSeq and is a predicted model, not a curated record. The transcript has a single exon.